Messenger RNA from Capsicum annuum, 2960 nucleotides. Its product is annotated as digalactosyldiacylglycerol synthase 1, chloroplastic. Gene Ontology annotation, molecular function: digalactosyldiacylglycerol synthase activity. The coding region runs from base 287 to 2608 and encodes 773 amino acids. Gene Ontology annotation, cellular component: chloroplast outer membrane. The record is from RefSeq and is a predicted model, not a curated record. Gene Ontology annotation, biological process: galactolipid biosynthetic process. The transcript has 8 exons. Lineage: Eukaryota; Viridiplantae; Streptophyta; Magnoliopsida; Solanales; Solanaceae.
CAUACCCAUACUCACUAGCCCUUUACAAGGUUUAAAAUUUAAAUUCGGUUCACAAAUCGCAUACCCAACUAGUUCAGACUUGGGCCCAUUCACAAUCCACAAGUCCACGUCAUCAAUUUCCAUCCAUCCACUUCAUCUCCCGCUAAAUCUAUCAAUAUCAAAUCAAUCCUACGUGUCAUCCCACCAUUGCAGAAGCAUCAAUAGCCGUUAAUUUCAACCACCCAUUUUUUUUCUUCAUCAAAAUUUUCCAGCAAAAUCCCAAAAACCCUAGCAAAAAAAAAAAACGAUGAAUUUCAAGCCGCCGGAGACGAAAACGACAUCGUCGACGUCUUCAAUGACGGCGGAGAAAGCGCUCUCGUUGAUAACUAAAGGAUGGGAAGAAGUACGUUCAUCAGCAGACGCUGAUUUACAGCUGAUUAAAAAUCGCGCCAAAGAGUUUGAGAAUUUUGUCCCAAAAAUUACAGCCACUGCCACUACAGAAAUCGAGAAGCUUCGUCCGAAAUUAUCGGAAAUACGAAGGGUAUAUUCGUCACCGGAUUUUAAAUGGGCUCCGAAAGGGAAAGGGAAGCUCCGAAUUGAUUUGUCGGGUAUGAGGAAUGGAAUUGUGAGGGAAAAGGGAAUGGAGGAGGAGGAGGAAGGGCAAUUUGGGGAAUUGAAUUGGGAACCAAUUAAGGCGUUUAGGGAUAGGUUAAGGGAGAUGGAAGUAGAGGUUAAGAGUCCGAAUUCGUCGAAUCCGGUGGAAAUUUUUGAAGGGAUUAAGAAGAGUGAGUUUGUUGAGAAAGUGAAAUCGAGCUUGAUUUCUCAUUUAUUGACAGAAAGCAUAAAUAGCAUAGUGAUUUUGCUUGUAGAGAUUUUGAAAUCAAUUUGCAAGGAGCCAGAGGAGAUGAAGGGAGUUCCGCCACUGGAUGUGCCAGAGUUGUUAGCAUAUUUGGUUAGACAGUCGAGCCCAUUUUUGGAUCAAAUUGGCAUAAGAAGAGAUAUCUCCGAUAAGAUUGUAGAGAGUUUAUGCAGCAAACGUCGGAACAAACUUCUGUUACGUUCCUUACCUGAAGGAGACUCUUCCCUGAUCGAAAGUGAUAAUAUAAAUGAUGAACUAGAUCUACGAAUUGCCAGUGUACUGCAGAGUACUGGUCAUCAUUAUGAAGGUGGUUUCUGGAGUGAUUCUACAAGGCAGAACGUAUCAGAUGGUAAAAGACACGUAGCCAUAGUCACAACGGCUAGCCUUCCUUGGAUGACAGGAACAGCUGUCAAUCCUCUCUUCCGAGCGGCUUAUUUGGCUAAGUCUGAAAAGCAGAAUGUUACACUCUUGGUUCCAUGGCUAUGUAAAUCUGACCAAGAACUAGUUUAUCCAAACAAUCUUACAUUUACUUCACCAGAAGAGCAGGAGCUCUACAUACGGAAUUGGCUUGAAGAAAGAGUCGGAUUCAAGACCGAUUUCAAGAUCUCGUUUUAUCCUGGAAAGUUCUCCAAGGAAAGGCGAAGUAUAAUACCAGCUGGAGAUACUUCUCAGUUUAUCCCAUCAAGGGAUGCGGAUAUUGCAAUCUUAGAGGAGCCAGAACAUCUAAAUUGGUACCACCAUGGCAAACGUUGGACUGAUAAGUUUAACCAUGUUGUUGGUAUUGUUCACACGAAUUAUUUGGAAUAUAUCAAAAGAGAGAAGAAUGGGGCUCUUCAAGCUUUCCUUGUGAAACACAUAAAUAAUUGGGUCACUAGAGCGCAUUGCGACAAGGUGCUUCGCCUCUCUGCUGCUACACAGGAUUUACCCAGGUCUGUGGUCUGCAAUGUUCAUGGUGUAAACCCGAAGUUUCUGAAAAUUGGAGAAAAAAUGGCUGCAGAAAGACAAAGUGGUCAGCAAGUUUUCUCUAAAGGUGCAUACUUCUUAGGAAAAAUGGUUUGGGCGAAAGGCUACAGGGAGUUGAUAGACCUGUUAGCAAAGCACAAAAGUGACCUUGAUGGUUUUAAUAUGGACGUGUUUGGCAACGGGGAAGAUUCUCAUGAAGUGCAGACAACAGCUAGGACGUUAAAUUUGAAUGUCAACUUCAUGAAAGGCAGAGACCAUGCCGAUGAUUCUCUUCAUAGUUAUAAAGUCUUCAUAAAUCCUAGUAUCAGUGAUGUACUCUGUACAGCCACAGCUGAGGCGCUCGCUAUGGGGAAAUUUGUAGUUUGUGCAGAUCACCCGUCUAAUGAGUUUUUCCAGGCAUUUCCCAACUGCUUGACUUAUAAGACAUCUGAAGACUUUGUCGCAAAGGUUAAAGAAGCAAUGUCCAGUGAGCCUCAGCCUCUCACUCCCGAGGAACAAUAUAAGCUUUCGUGGGAAGCAGCAACACAGCGAUUCAUGGAAUAUUCCGACCUUGAUAAGCUUUUGACUAGUGAAACCGGCGGUGACAAGAGAAGAAGCCGGGAGGGCAUGGGAAAAUCGGUUUCCAUGCCAAAUCUGGGAGGGAUGGUUGAUGGCAGUCUGGCAUUUGCGCAUUAUUGUCUCACGGGUAAUGAGCUCUUGAGGCUGUGUUCGGGUGCAAUACCAGGAACACGAGAUUAUGACAAGCAGCAUUGCGAAGAUCUCCGUCUCUUACCUCCUCAGGUAGAGAGCCCAAUUUAUGGCUGGUAGUGGUAGAUGUAUACCUUGCGUGCUAUGGUGGGGUCGGGGAAAGGGCCAGACUACAAGGCUCUACUGUACGCGGCCUUACCCUGCAUUUCUCCGUAAAAAGCUUUUUCCACGACUUGAACCGUGACCUCCUAAUCACACGACAACAACUUUACCAGUCACACCAAGGCCACCCUUUUGGCAGAUGUAUGCGUUAAAUGACCUGUAUAUGAAUUUUUAGUAUUAGUAUGUACCAUAGGUGUGAAUGUGAUGUAACCUGGAUACUUGUAACUCGUUAGCGGGUAACAGUUCCGGAACCAGGAUUUUCGCAUGAGAAGUAAUUUUGAUCCUUAUAUAAAGCGUAAUUUUGAUCUUA